CAGAACACAAACCACAUUCUGACUGGAGGAAAUUUGCAAUAUACUGGCAACAGCAGAUCAUCUAACUACCCUAAGAAUGGCAAUUCAGACUAUCACUUGGAUGAGCGCCUUCCUCUGCCUCGUGCAAGUUUUCUCGAUGCCCAUGCCUUGCCAGCUACAAGGACAGCUGGUGCGAACAACCCACAACCUACUGAGAGACAUGGGGGGUCAUUUUCCUCUGGAGUGCCUGCAGGAGAAUGUCGUCAUGUCAUUCCCAGCCACCGCAUUUGCAACCUCCGGCGCGCCACAGUUGAGCAGCAGUGGUGCGAAGGCAAUUUAUGAGACAUUGAAGAACAUCGACACAUUGUUUGGAACUGACGAACUGCCGACAAUGUGGGACCAACAGAAGUUGGAGUAUUUUCAGAACAUUGUCUACCGUCAGAUUGAAGAGAGCAAAUGUAUGAUGGGCAGUGUGGAUACAAGUGAUUAUCCCAUCAGGGCAGAGGGCCUGAAGACGUACUUUGGGAACAUUGCAGCAGUCCUAAAAGAAAAGAAUUUCAGUUACUGCGCCUGGGAAGUGGUUCGAAAAGAGCUCCUGUACACCCUAGAAUUCAUUCUGAAACACAACUCUGAUAGCCUUCUGUGGUCCAACAGAACAUGA
This is a messenger RNA of Salvelinus namaycush (lake trout), 640 nucleotides long. RefSeq names its product interferon alpha-6-like. Gene Ontology annotation, cellular component: extracellular region. The record is from RefSeq and is a predicted model, not a curated record. Gene Ontology annotation, biological process: defense response. The transcript is spliced from 6 exons. NCBI's taxonomy places the organism in Eukaryota, Metazoa, Chordata, Actinopteri, Salmoniformes, Salmonidae. Gene Ontology annotation, molecular function: cytokine receptor binding. Bases 77 to 640 code for a protein of 187 amino acids.